GAACCGCUCCGGGCCGUACGCGCGCCUCGCCUGCCCCGACAAGAUGUUGGUGCUCCUCGCCUUUAUCAUCAUCUUCCACAUCUCCUCCGCCGCCCUGCUCUUCGUGGCUACCAUCGACAGUGCCUGGUGGGUGGGAGACCAGUUCUACGCAGACAUCUGGAGAAUCUGCAUCAACGACUCAAACUGCACAGAGAUCAAUGACACCUAUUCUGACUACACCACCCUGCAGGCCAUCCAGGCCUCCAUGAUCCUGUCCACGGUCCUCUGCUGCAUCGCCUUCCUCAUCUUCCUGAUGCAGCUCUUCCGGCUCAAGCAAGGAGAUCGGUUUGUCCUGACCUCCGUCAUCCAGCUCAUGUCUUGCCUAUGUGUCAUGAUUGCGGCUUCCAUUUACACGGACCGGCGCCAGGACCUGCACGAGAAGAACUUCUUUUUUUACCCCGAGCAGUCGUCCUCCGAGGGCAGAUACGGCUACGCCUUCAUCCUGGCGUGGGUGGCCUUUGCUUUCACCUUGGUCAGCGGCAUCAUGUAUCUAAUACUGAGGAAGCGCAAAUAGAAACCCGCACGACCCUCUCCCUGCCUUGCAAAACCCACAUGCAGAUAACCCGUGUGUAUAUAACCUCCCCCCGCCCCCACCCCACGGCUUUUCUAGCAAACAGAUGGUUUCCUUUAAAAGCCAAGAAAAGA
Messenger RNA from Echinops telfairi (small Madagascar hedgehog), 684 nucleotides. RefSeq names its product epithelial membrane protein 2 (gene EMP2). The transcript has 4 exons. The record is from RefSeq and is a predicted model, not a curated record. The coding region runs from base 44 to 553 and encodes 169 amino acids. Gene Ontology annotation, cellular component: plasma membrane. Lineage: Eukaryota; Metazoa; Chordata; Mammalia; Afrosoricida; Tenrecidae.